This is a messenger RNA of Lindgomyces ingoldianus, 1744 nucleotides long. RefSeq names its product phosphate-repressible phosphate permease-like protein. The coding region runs from base 1 to 1707 and encodes 568 amino acids. NCBI's taxonomy places the organism in Eukaryota, Fungi, Ascomycota, Dothideomycetes, Pleosporales, Lindgomycetaceae. Gene Ontology annotation, molecular function: protein binding. The record is from RefSeq and is a predicted model, not a curated record. The transcript is spliced from 7 exons. Gene Ontology annotation, cellular component: membrane. Gene Ontology annotation, biological process: phosphate ion transmembrane transport.
AUGCCGAAACUUCACCAGUAUGACUACCUCUUUGCCAUCGGCACCAUCUUCGCCUUCCUCGACGCUUGGAACAUUGGUGCUAAUGAUGUGGCCAACUCAUUCGCAACUUCGGUUGCCUCACGCUCUCUUACCAUGAAACAGGCUAUGAUGAUUGCUACGUGCAUGGAAUUCACUGGAUCUAUGACUGUUGGUGCGCGUGUCGCAGAUACCAUUCGAACCAAGAUCAUCAGUACAGGUCUCUUCACAAAGGACCCAGCAGUUCUCAUGCUCGCAAUGGUCUGCGCUGUUGUCGGUUCCUCCAUUUAUCUUACCAUUGCUACGAAGCUUAGCAUGCCGGUGAGCACGACACACAGCAUCAUGGGUGGUGUAAUCGGUGCUGGUAUUGCUGCUGUUGGCGUUCACGGUAUCAACUGGGGCUGGAACGGAGUUUCUCAAGUCUUCGCCGCUUGGGCAAUUGCUCCUGGUAUUGCUGGUGCCUUUGGUUCCAUCAUCUUCCUGAUCACUAAAUUUGGUGUUAUGCGACGUAGCAACCCAGCCAAGAAGGCAAUCAUGACGGUUCCAGUCUACUUCUUCCUCACCUCCGCUUUGCUAGCUUUGCUCAUCGUCUGGAAGGGAGGAUCUGCUAAGAUCAAACUUAAAGAUCCGGAAGUUGCUGGUGUCAUCGUUGGUACCGGUGGUGUUGUUGCCCUCCUUAUUUCCGUCUUCUUCGUUCCAUACCUCUGGCGCAGAAUCGUCGCUGGAGACUGGCAACUGAAAUGGUAUCACGUCUUUCAGGGGCCUCUUCUCCUGCGCCGAGGCGAGGUUCCCCCUAUGCCAGCCGACCAUGUCGGUAUCCAGAACUAUUACCGUGGACACCUCACUCGAGAGGAACUCCAAGCAAAGAGGGCUAGGGAGGGCCACUCUGACGAUGUGGAGGCCCAUCCUACGGAUGGACCCGAUGAGAAGAACGUGUCUUCCUCGGACGUUGCGGCUGUUCCUGAGUCUACCUCUAAGGAUCUACUCUUCACCCCGACAUCUGCACGUCCUGUAGGUCCUUGGUACAACCCUGCGGUUGCGUUCUGGAUUACGAAGAGGGUUCUAUUGCGCGGUGUUGAGGUUGAUGUUGUGGGGAUGCAAUCUAAGCGAGAUUUCCUUUCUGGCGACUUGGAGGAAAUGCACGCAACCGGAGAACAAUUCAACAACGAGGCCGAGUACACUUUUUCGUUCCUCCAGGUUCUCACGGCCGCUACAUCGUCCUUCACUCACGGUGCGAACGAUGUUGCGAACGCUAUCGGCCCUUACACCACCAUCUACUUCAUCUGGAGCUCUGGCACGCUUAAGAACAAGGUCCCGGUUCCAGAUUGGAUCCUGGCUUUCGGUGGUGCUGCUAUUGUCAUUGGUCUUUGGACCUACGGCUACAACAUCAUGAAGGCUCUUGGUAACAAGAUCACCCUCCAUUCGCCAUCUCGAGGAUUCUCCAUGGAAUUAGGCAGUGCUAUUACUGUCAUCAUGGCUACGCGUCUGAAGCUUCCCAUCUCCACCACCCAGUGUAUCUGUGGUGCCACCGUCGGCGUCGGUCUCUGCAACGGUACCUGGAGGACUAUUAACUGGCGCAUGGUCGCCUGGAUCUACUUCGGCUGGAUCAUCACGCUUCCCGUUGCUGGUCUUAUUUCAGGUUGCUUGAUGGGCAUUAUCCUUAAUGCCCCACAUUGGACUCCUAAGAAAUAGGUCGGGUCUCUCGGGGUCGUCAUGUUUUCGUGGUGGA